AUGCCACUGGUUUUUGAUGUCAUUCCCCGGCAGAAUAUUCUGCAUACUAAGUUAUUUCUCAGUGUGAGAUUAGAUCUGUAUUUACACAAACCACUUCUGUUUGGAAUUUCGCAUUUAGUUUUCACCUCAUUCCCUAACCACGGUCAUGAAAAGCUAUGGCUCCAUGGGACAAAAAUUGAACCUGUUAUGAAAAUCAGACACGGUUUCUUCCCUGGUAAAAUUCGAGUUGCUGUCGACGAGUAUCAACAAGAUGUGCCUGAUGAAGACGAUGAUGUGUGUCCGGUUGAAUGUGUGAGAGAGUUCAAGACUGACGAAGAGUUCUGCAAAAUUUUAGAAAAGUUUAAAGGAACUGACACUCUGAUUGUGGUGGAUUUCUUCAGAACUUCCUGUGGAAGUUGCAGGUAUAUAGCACAGGGUUUUGCAAAGUUGUGCAAGAAAUCUGGUAGCCAUGAUGCUCCUGUUAUCUUUCUGAAGCAUAAUGUAAUUGAUGAGUAUGAUGAAGAAUCUGAGGUUGCCGAUCGACUUCGAAUCAGGGCAGUGCCUCUCUUCCACUUCUACAAAGAUGGGAAACUGUUGGAAGCAUUCCCAACCAGAGACAAAGAAAGGAUUAUUGCUGCCAUACUCAAGUACUCAUCUCUUGAAGCAGAAGAUAUUUUGAGCUAA
Molecule: messenger RNA, 663 nt
Organism: Lathyrus sativus (Indian pea)
Lineage: Eukaryota; Viridiplantae; Streptophyta; Magnoliopsida; Fabales; Fabaceae
Source: the annotation of a GenBank genome assembly